This is a messenger RNA of Diospyros lotus (date-plum), 2116 nucleotides long. RefSeq names its product pyrophosphate--fructose 6-phosphate 1-phosphotransferase subunit alpha. Lineage: Eukaryota; Viridiplantae; Streptophyta; Magnoliopsida; Ericales; Ebenaceae. The transcript is spliced from 19 exons. Gene Ontology annotation, cellular component: cytosol. Gene Ontology annotation, biological process: response to glucose; glycolytic process; photosynthesis. The record is from RefSeq and is a predicted model, not a curated record. Gene Ontology annotation, molecular function: ATP binding; diphosphate-fructose-6-phosphate 1-phosphotransferase activity; 6-phosphofructokinase activity. The coding region runs from base 127 to 1980 and encodes 617 amino acids.
AAGCGGAGAGACAGAGAGAGAGAGAGCACAACAUCGACAUCAACAACAGCCGCAAUAGCAACAAAGCACCGCCAAGUGAGUAGGUAAAGCCGAAGCGUGGUGCCAAAGCAUAGCAAAAUUGUAGCAAUGGAUUCUGACUACGGACUGCCCAGGGAACUCUCCGAUCUGCAGAAAGCUCGAUCCGCCUACAAGCCGGAGCUUCCUCCGUGUCUUCAGGGAACUGCUGUUAGAGUGGAGUAUGGCGAUACCUCCUCUGCAGUUGAUGCCUCUGGUGCCCAUACCAUUUGUCGCACCUUUCCACACACAUACGGUCAACCUUUGGUUCACUUCCUCAGGGCAACUGCAAAGGUUCCUGAUGCUCAGAUAAUUACUGAUCAUCCAGCAAUGAGAGUGGGAGUGGUUUUCUGUGGAAGACAAUCUCCUGGAGGGCAUAAUGUUAUAUGGGGUCUUCAGAAUGCUCUCAAAAUUCACAACCCUAGUAGUACUUUGCUUGGUUUUCUGGGCGGUUCUGAGGGUUUAUUUGCACAGAAGACUCUUGAGAUCACAGAUGAGAUUCUGUCAACCUACAAGAAUCAAGGUGGUUAUGACAUGUUGGGACGGACAAAAGAUCAAAUAAGAACAACUGAACAAGUUAAAGCUGCAUUGGCUACAUGCACUGCUUUGAAGUUGGAUGGCCUAGUCAUUAUUGGAGGGGUAACAUCAAACACUGAUGCUGCUCAGCUUGCGGAAACAUUUGCAGAAGCAAAAUGCCCAACAAAGGUUGUGGGAGUUCCUGUUACUCUAAAUGGAGACCUGAAGAACCAAUUUGUUGAGACAAAUGUUGGCUUUGAUACAAUUUGUAAGGUUAAUUCCCAGCUGAUUAGCAAUGUCUGCACUGAUGCUCUGUCUGCAGAGAAGUAUUAUUAUUUUAUCCGGCUCAUGGGCCGUAAGGCAUCACAUGUUGCACUGGAGUGCACACUUCAGUCACAUCCAAAUAUGGUUAUUCUAGGAGAGGAGGUGGCAGCAUCAAAACUCACUCUUUUUGACCUGACGAAACAAAUUUGUGAUGCGGUUCAAGCCAGGGCAGAGAAAGACAAAUACCACGGAGUCAUUCUACUACCAGAGGGGCUUAUUGAGAGUAUUCCAGAAGUGUAUGCCCUGUUGCAGGAAAUCCAUAGUUUGCUCAUGCAAGGUGUUUCUGUUGACAAAAUUUCUUCUCAAUUGUCCCCUUGGGCAUCUGCCUUGUUUGAAUUUUUGCCACCUUUUAUUAGAAAGCAGCUCCUCCUCUUCCCAGAAUCUGAUGAUUCUGCACAGUUGUCCCAGAUUGAGACAGAGAAACUUUUAGCUCAUCUCGUAGAAGUGGAAAUGAACAAGAGAUUGAAAGAAGGCACAUACAAGGGGAAGAAGUUCAAUGCUAUCUGUCACUUUUUUGGUUAUCAAGCGCGGGGAUCUUUACCAUCAAAAUUUGAUUGUGACUAUGCUUAUGUUCUUGGGCACAUCUGUUAUCAUAUACUGGCAGCUCGUCUGAAUGGUUAUUUGGCAACUGUUACAAAUCUGAAAAAUCCAGUAAACAAGUGGCGCUGUGGUGCUGCUCCGAUCACUGCAAUGAUGACUGUAAAGCGUUAUGGUCAUGGUCCCGGGGCGUUAUCAAUUGGGAAACCGUCUCUGCAUCCUGCUACUGUGGAUUUGAAUGGCAAAGUAUACGACCUGCUCAGACAAAAUGCAACAAAGUUCUUGAUGGAAGAUGUAUACAGAAACCCUGGACCUCUUCAAUUUGAUGGUCCUGGGUCAGAUGCUAAGCCUCUGACAUUGUGUGUUGAGGACCAGGACUACAUGGGCCGAAUCAAGGAAUUGCAGGGGUAUCUUGACAAGGUGCGAACCAUUGUUAAACCAGGGUGUUCACAAGAGGUUCUUAAAGCAGCUUUGAGUGCCAUGGCUUCUGUGACAGACAUUCUCUCUGUAAUGUCGUCGCCAUCACACGUUGGGAAUACACCCUUUUAGAAGCACAAAGUAGUCGCUGGACUCUGCUUGCUAGAGUUUUUUCGUAUAGGAUUCUGAGUGAUACUAGAAUUCCGGUCUGUCUUUUGUUCCUCGUUUUAUUUUAUUGUUUGAUUUAUAUCAUAAACAUCUUUUAGUA